Mucor mucedo is the source of this 768-nucleotide messenger RNA. RefSeq lists its product as uncharacterized. Bases 1 to 768 code for a protein of 255 amino acids. Gene Ontology annotation, molecular function: protein binding. NCBI's taxonomy places the organism in Eukaryota, Fungi, Mucoromycota, Mucoromycetes, Mucorales, Mucoraceae. The record is from RefSeq and is a predicted model, not a curated record. The transcript is spliced from 2 exons.
AUGAUACGCAAACUCGACCUUUCGUUCAAUUAUCUAACAGAGUUACCGGAAGAAAUCGCUUGUUUACAACAUUUAGAACAAUUAAAUGUAUCACACAAUCAAAUAGAAUUUUUACCGGACACGAUUGGACAAUUAUCGCGGUUAGUUGAAUUAAACGUGUCACAUAACCGAUUGGAAACCUUGGCAACGACGACCGUGGAUCAAUUGAGUAAGCUGCAGACAUUCAAUGUAUCACAGAACAAGUUGAAAGAGUUGAGGUUGACCUCGAUUCAUGUCAAUAGUCUUACCUCCAUUGAUUUAUCGUACAACCCAAUCGCCAUCCUACCUGCAGAGAUCACACAAUUACCGUUCCUGCGCCGACUUCGGUUAGAAGGGUGUCCGUUGACCACGACACUGGAUGAUUUUCCUUUGGCUCAUGAUGCACCUUCCUUAGUGGAGAUAUGUGCACGUAUCAUUGUCAAGACACGACAACCUCUGAAGGGUUUACCGCAGACAAUGGAGUCCUAUUUGAAGAGGGGAAAGACAUGUAGCCACUGUGGAGGUCCCUAUUUUGAAUCGUACGUGUCGCGAGGACGAUGGAUUGAUCGUAAUGAUAUUUGGAUCCCUUUAGAAUAUCGGCUAUGUUCGGCCCAUUGGGCUAACGAAUCCGAUCGUAUCUACACCAUGUUUUCUCAGAGUCUUUUGAAACCGCUGGAGGAGGAUGACUGUGAACCUGUCAAAAAGUGGAAACACAAAGUCAAAAGUUCCUUGUUAAAGAAGCUUGUAUAA